AUGUCUCGUCGUCGAAUAUCGCACAGCGAGAUGAAUGAGGCACUCGCAUAUCCCUUCAUGCAAUCCGGCCAUUCCAACGGUCAAUUAAACGGCCAACCCCCUCGUCGAGGUCCUAUCGAAGGUCCCAAUGGCCGUCGUCUCAUCCGUCGUGUCACAUGGCGCUCCUCAACCUACAAGCUCAUGGCGACCCUCUGGGUCCUGGCCGUCCUCUAUAUCGUCUGGCUAGUCCGUGACCUCUUCUUACCCUUCACUUCCGACUCCGAAACCCCUCCGCAACCCGACCAAAAAUAA
This is a messenger RNA of Penicillium coprophilum, 291 nucleotides long. RefSeq lists its product as uncharacterized. NCBI's taxonomy places the organism in Eukaryota, Fungi, Ascomycota, Eurotiomycetes, Eurotiales, Aspergillaceae. The transcript has a single exon. The record is from RefSeq and is a predicted model, not a curated record. Bases 1 to 291 code for a protein of 96 amino acids.